Messenger RNA from Arachis duranensis, 2400 nucleotides. RefSeq names its product heat shock cognate protein 80. The coding region runs from base 112 to 2211 and encodes 699 amino acids. Gene Ontology annotation, cellular component: cytosol; perinuclear region of cytoplasm; plasma membrane. Gene Ontology annotation, molecular function: ATP binding; ATP-dependent protein folding chaperone; ATP hydrolysis activity. Gene Ontology annotation, biological process: protein folding; cellular response to heat; protein stabilization. Lineage: Eukaryota; Viridiplantae; Streptophyta; Magnoliopsida; Fabales; Fabaceae. The record is from RefSeq and is a predicted model, not a curated record. The transcript is spliced from 3 exons.
CUCGCUCUUCAGACGCCUCCAAUCAACACUCACUCUCUCACCGAAAACCCUAAACUCUCUCUUUCUUUCUUCACUCCCUCAUUUCGCGUCUUCUCUGUGCUUAGAUCGGCCAUGGCGGAGACUGAGACGUUUGCUUUCCAGGCUGAGAUUAACCAGCUUCUCAGCCUUAUCAUCAACACCUUCUACUCCAACAAGGAGAUCUUCCUUCGUGAACUCAUCAGUAACGCCUCUGAUGCAUUGGACAAGAUUCGAUUCGAGAGUUUGACAGAUAAGAGCAAGCUCGAUGCUCAGCCUGAGUUGUUCAUCCACAUUAUCCCUGACAAGACCAAUAACACACUUACCAUCGUUGACAGUGGUAUAGGCAUGACCAAGGCUGAUUUGGUUAACAACCUCGGUACCAUUGCGAGGUCUGGUACCAAGGAGUUCAUGGAGGCUUUGGCUGCUGGUGCUGAUGUUAGCAUGAUUGGUCAGUUUGGAGUCGGGUUCUACUCCGCAUACCUUGUUGCUGAGAAGGUUAUUGUCACCACCAAGCACAAUGAUGAUGAGCAGUAUGUGUGGGAGUCACAAGCUGGUGGAUCGUUUACUGUCACCAGGGAUACAGCCGGAGAGCCUCUUGGCAGAGGUACUAAGAUCACUCUCUUCCUGAAGGAAGACCAGCUAGAGUACCUUGAGGAACGCAGAUUGAAGGACUUAAUUAAGAAGCACUCUGAGUUCAUCAGCUACCCAAUUUCUCUCUGGAUUGAGAAGACAACUGAGAAGGAAAUUUCUGAUGACGAGGAUGAGGAAGAGAAGAAGGAAGAGGAGGGCAAAGUGGAGGAAGUUGAUGAAGAGAAGGAGAAGGAAGAGAAGAAGAAAAAGAAGAUAAAGGAGGUAUCUCAUGAAUGGUCCUUGGUGAACAAGCAGAAGCCUAUUUGGAUGAGGAAGCCAGAGGAGAUCUCAAAGGAGGAAUAUGCUGCUUUCUACAAGAGUUUGACCAAUGACUGGGAAGAGCAUUUGGCUGUGAAGCACUUCUCUGUUGAGGGUCAAUUGGAGUUUAAGGCUAUCCUCUUUGUUCCCAAGAGGGCACCCUUUGAUCUCUUUGACACAAGGAAAAAGCCAAACAACAUCAAGCUCUAUGUUCGCCGAGUCUUCAUCAUGGACAACUGUGAGGAGUUGAUUCCUGAAUACCUUGGCUUUGUCAAGGGUAUCGUAGACUCAGAAGAUCUUCCACUUAACAUUUCAAGAGAAAUGCUUCAGCAGAACAAGAUCCUCAAGGUCAUCCGCAAAAACUUGGUCAAGAAGUGCAUUGAGCUGUUCUUUGAAAUUGCUGAGAACAAGGAGGACUACAACAAGUUCUAUGAAUCUUUCUCCAAGAACCUGAAGCUGGGUAUCCACGAGGAUUCUCAGAACAAGGGAAAGAUUGCUGAACUUCUCAGGUACCAUUCCACCAAAAGUGGUGAUGAGAUGACUAGCCUCAAGGACUAUGUAACCAGGAUGAAGGAAGGCCAGAAUGAUAUCUACUACAUCACUGGUGAAAGCAAAAAAGCUGUUGAAAACUCCCCAUUCCUUGAGAAGCUGAAGAAGAAAGGUUAUGAGGUUCUCUUCAUGGUUGAUGCCAUUGAUGAGUAUGCAGUUGGUCAGCUCAAGGAAUUCGAGGGCAAGAAGUUGGUGUCUGCCACCAAGGAGGGUCUCAAACUUGACGAGAGUGAGGAUGAGAAGAAAAAGAAGGAAGAGCUGAAGGAGAAAUUCGAUGGUCUUUGCAAGGUCAUCAAGGAUGUCUUGGGUGAUAAGGUGGAGAAGGUGGUUGUUUCCGACCGUGUUGUCGACUCACCUUGCUGUCUUGUGACCGGUGAAUAUGGCUGGACUGCUAACAUGGAAAGGAUCAUGAAGGCUCAGGCCUUGAGGGACAACAGUAUGGCAGGGUACAUGUCAAGCAAGAAGACAAUGGAAAUUAACCCAGAGAACCCCAUCAUGGAAGAGCUGAGGAAGCGCGCAGAUGCAGACAAGAACGACAAAUCUGUCAAGGAUCUUGUUCUCUUGCUCUUUGAAACUGCACUCCUCACAUCUGGGUUCAGCCUUGAUGAUCCCAACACCUUCGGUAACAGGAUCCACAGAAUGUUGAAGCUUGGUCUGAGCAUUGAUGAGGAUGCUGGUGAUGUAGAUGCUGACAUGCCUCCAUUGGAGGAAGCUGAUGCUGAUGCUGAAGGAAGCAAGAUGGAAGAAGUUGACUAAAACUUUUAACCUUUCUCCACUUUUAAUUCUAGUAGCUAAUUAGUGAAGUUGGACAAUCUUUUUAUUUUUUCCAUUACCUUUUUGUUUUUUUUACUAUGUUUUUACGUUUCUAUUUUGGAAUGUUCGGCAGUUAUUUAUGCAAGUUAGGUACAAUUUGCUGAAUUAAUGUUUGAGCUAAGCUUUUUAUCA